Messenger RNA from Neltuma alba, 1127 nucleotides. RefSeq names its product LOB domain-containing protein 4. Lineage: Eukaryota; Viridiplantae; Streptophyta; Magnoliopsida; Fabales; Fabaceae. The record is from RefSeq and is a predicted model, not a curated record. The transcript has 2 exons. Bases 220 to 774 code for a protein of 184 amino acids.
ACAUACGGCUCCCUUCCUCUCAAACCCUCUCUCUCUCUAGCUUACCUUUUCCCCUCUUCUUCUUCAUUAUUCCUCCCACAAGCUCUCCACUUGGUAUUUUCUUCUUCUUCUUCUGGGUUUUCCAUCAUAUAAGCAAAUCCAUACACAUACCAGCCUCAAAAACUACAUAAUCAUACACAAAUAUCCAACUCUUUAAUUCUUCUUAGGAAUUAGGAAGAAAUGAGAGAAGGUGGGAGAUCAAAGCAAGGCACAAUGUCGCCAUGUGCGGCGUGCAAGCUUCUGCGAAGAAGAUGUGCACAGGACUGUGUGUUUGCUCCUUAUUUUCCAGCAGAUGAACCCCAGAAAUUUGCCAGUGUUCAUAAGGUUUUUGGGGCUAGCAAUGUCAACAAAAUGUUACAGGAACUUCCAGAGCACCAACGCAGCGAUGCAGUGAGUUCAAUGGUGUAUGAAGCAAACGCAAGAGUGAGAGACCCUGUGUAUGGCUGCGUGGGAGCCAUAUCGUCUCUGCAACACCAAGUCGAUGUGCUUCAAACUCAACUCGCUCUGGCUCAAGCCGAAGUUGUUCACAUGAGAUCACUGAGUCAAUUUUCUUCUUCAUCAUCACCACCACAAACAACAACUGUGACUCUGCCUUCCACUUCAUCCCCAGAUCAUCAUCAUCAUCAUCACAGUAAUAACUUCAGUAAUAAUAUUAUGUCUCCUUCGCCCUCAAGCAGGCUCAGUGCCAGGUCCUUUUUUGCCAUGGACGUUGCUGAGUCUUUGUGGUCGUGCUAGAUACAGAUAGAACUUUUGGAUAUGCAUGGGCUUCUUCUGAUGAUCUCUGCUGAAAAAUUUAGCCUAUCAGCUUAAUUAUAUGGCGUGCACGCUUUUCUUUUUUUUAUUUUCUCUUAUGAUUAUUGUUACUAUCACGGGCUUGCUUUUUCUUGUCUGCCUCAUUGCUGCUCUCCCUUUUGCUUUUUUUUUUUUUUUCCUUUCUCUUUCUAUGACUUUAAAAGCACACCUAGCUCUCUCUCUGGAGAGAUCCAUCAUGCUGGUGAUGAUUAAUUAGUGUUAUUAACCUGAUUGUAAAUGUAUAAACUUGUAAUUAAGAGUAAUCUUAUAUAUGGAUUAGUAUUAAGUUGGCUGUA